GUUGCAUACAUUCGGCAAUCAACACUUGCGUGUGUAUCCCUAGAUGUAAUGACUAUAUAGGUAGGUACGUAGAUAACGCUACCACCGUGACGUGACAUCCUUGUAACAGUUCAAUGGUGUCAAGAAUGAGACCAAGGAUAUGAAUGAUGUUUUCAAGGAUGUGUGCCAUGUAUUCAAGGAACUCACCGGCUCAAGGAAUCGUGUCCAAGGAAUCCAUUUCUGGAUUAUGUCUGCAGCACCGUCGGCAGUCUCACAAACUCCAGCCUCGCCGACAAUACAACCAGCAACAUCUGUGCGACGCAGGCAAGACUGUACUGCAAAGGAAAGCCACGCAUGAUGACAGCUGAAACUGGAAGCUUGCGUCAUUUCACAACGGGGCCUUGAUACAGAUGGUAUUCAACAAUAGGACCGUGUAGACCAAGGCAUUCAGCAGAGAGACUUAUAACACAGGCAACCCCCUAAAGUGAGGUAUUGUAAAAGGCAUUCGAUGACAGCACUUUGACCCAGGCGGUAUUACACAAACUGGGCUUCUACCAGAUGGCAUUCUAUAAUAGUCAAGUGAAAUGUGAGUUUCAAACCUAGGGCAUUGAAAUGCGACAUUGAACGCAAGAACAUUGUUAAAUAGGUCAUAUAACGCGAGAGCAUUGUGAAAUAUGGAGUUCAACAAUAGAGCCUUGUAAAAUUUGACUUUGAAACCCAGAGCCCCGUGUAAUGGAACAUUCAAGGCUAGAGCCCCGUUUAAUGGAACAUUCAACAAUAACCUUGUGAAAUGUGACAUUGAAACCCAGAGCCUUGUCAAACGUGGCAUUCUACACUAGGACCUUGUGACGGGCGCCAUUCAACACCGGGACCUUGUGAUAGGGUCAUGUAACGGAAGACAUUCAACGCCAGGACCUUGUGAUAGGGUCAUGUAACGGAAGACAUUCAACGCCAGGACCUUGUGAUAGGUUCAUGUAACGGAAGACAUUCAAAGCCAGGGCCUUGCGACGGGCGCCAUUCAACACCAGGACCUUGUGAUAGGGUCAUGUAACGGAAGACAUUCAACACUAUGACCUUGUGACGGGCGCCAUUCAACACCAGGACCUUGUGAUAGGGUCAUGUAACGUAAGACAUUCAACACUAGAAGCUUGUGACGGGCGCCAUUCAAUACCAGGACCUUGUGAUAGGGUCAUGUAACGGAAGACAUUCAACACUAGGACCUUGUGACGGGCGCCAUUCAACACUAGGACCUUGUGACGGGCGACUUUCAACACCAGGACCUUGUGAUAGGGUCAUGUAACGGAAGACAUUCAACACUAUGACCUUGUGACGGGCGACUUUCAAAACUAGGUCCUUGUGGCGGGCGACACUAAGACCUUGUGAUAAGAUUCUGCACCAGGUGACAUUCAACACAUUGGCAAAGUAACUGUUUUGAGGGACAGCGCCUCCCACAUCCAGUCUCAGUACAAGGGGAUCCAGGCAACUGUUGGCAACUUGGCCCGCAGGGAGGUGACAGACCGGGGAUUACAGAACAUCCAGUGCUAUCACGCAUCCUGGUGGCUGCCUCUUUACGUGUCUACACCUACACGGAUGUGAUCUGACGAUGGCGCAGGACGGAUGUUAAUCCGUCUUCGUGAAAGGUGCAUCACAGUCAGACAAAUAAGGUAGCAUGUCCUGACAACGGUGGAUUGAAAAAUGAUGAACAUAUCAGAGGAUGAGACGGGUAACCACUAGGGACACUCCCUUGAGGAUAUGCCUGGAAGCGUUAUCUCUCGAACCAAUGCAUCCAACAUGAAACGGAAAGGGGAUUCAGACCUCCAUUCCCAGGAUGGUAAUUCUUCAGCAGGUGCUCGUGGUGCGACUCCUGGAAACUUACAAGGACAGUCUGACAACACGGAGGGGAAUUCCUCUGGGGUACAUGCAACUUGUGUUUCAAGCACCCGGGCCCCUGACUUCGUGGCCCCGGAUGGGGGUUGGGGCUGGGUGGUGUGUGCCACGUGUUUCUGGGUGAACGGCAGCGUCAUGGGUACCGUCAACACCUUCGGCAUCCUCUACAACCACAUGAGGGAGCUGAAUGCCCCCGGGGAUGAGGGCGUGUCUCUCAAGACUUCUUUCAUCGGUUCGUGCAUGAACGGCGUCAUGUUUCUCAUGUGCUGCGUGUCGGGCAUACUAUGUGACGUCAUCGGAUUACGUCACACGGCUCUGAUUGGCGGUGUUCUGUGCGUGGCGGGGUUUCUCUCCAGCGCCUUCGUGACGAAGUUGGAACUACUCUACCUCACCUACGGGGUCAUCCUCGGCAGCGGCUUCGGCCUGGUCUUCUCCCCGAUGGUGGCAAUAACAGGCCAUUAUUUCAAAAACAACCUUGGCCUUGUGAACGGUAUAGUCACCUUUGGCGCGUCCGCCUUCACCGUGGCCAUGUCCUUCGCCCUGCCCUACAUCCUGGGCUACUUCGGACUCAAGGUGACCUUGAUAUGCUAUGCCGGCCUUGGAGUGACCUUGACCUUUUGUACACUUGCGUGGAAACCUCUGAUCACGCGAGAAUAUUCAAGUCACGGCAGUACUCGUGGAAACACAAGUCACGUGAAGAGGUGUUUUAGCUUCAUGUCUUGGAAGGUCUUGAACGGACGUGUUUGGAAGAACAGACAGUUCGUCACGUGGUGCGUUGUUUUGUCCGUGAGUCGGUUUGGUUACCUGGAGCCGUACUUCCACAUGGUCAACCAUGUGGCCCACAUUCUACCGGGUACCCAUGCCAGUAUUCUCAUAACUGUCAUGGCCGCCGUGUCGGGGGUGUGCAAACUCGCGGUGGGGAAGUUAUCGGACUUGUUAAGGCAAUACAGGAUAUAUCUCCAGCAGGGGGCGUUAUUUGUCUAUGGCGUCAUCGUCAUCUGCAUUCCAUUCAGCCACACGUUCCCAGGGUUCAUUGUAAUCGCCGUGGGUCUUGGAAUUGCGGACGCUGUCAUAAUGGUGUUGUUUGGACCAAACGCCAUUGAGCUGGUCGGGGCCGGAAAUGCGUCACAGGCUAUUGGAUUUUCCUCCCUCCUCUCUAUACCGACAUUCCUGUCAGCACCCGUUAUUACAGGCGCCAUGCACGACCAGCUCAACUCCUACAACCCCGGCUUCUAUAUGACAGGGGCUAUAACUCUGGUGGCCUCGGUCUUCAUGUUCCUGGUGAAGAGUCCAUUUCAAAGGCAACUUAGAGUGUACAAGAUCUCUCCAACAAAGCCUCCCACUAGUCAGCCAACCAGCCUUGGUCCGACGUUACGUGACGAGGAUGCUGGUCACGUCAAUGGCGGCGGCGUAAACGAGGGCUUCACCGGAGAAGGUGUGUGUGGCUCAGACAGUGUUCAAACUAGGUUGUAACUUGCAACUUUAAUUGGUGUUACCCCAAGCCAAGCUAACUUCAAUACUGCGAACACACAGAGAAAACCUUCAUUCACACGUUCACCGGACAAACAUCCUUCAAGGCACGAAGUUCUUGCCUCGGACGAAAGCGACGGUAAUGAACAUAAUUCCCAUGAGUUCUGGCAGUUGAUUGAUUUUGGAUUCUGGAUCCUUGACUCUGACAACACUAAAGAGAACUUCAUAAUUUGUGUCACCUGGACCCUGACAACAGAUGGUUGCGUGCGUGUAGAGAGAGCUUCACAACUUGUGUGACCUGCACCCUGACAACAGAUGGUUGUGUGUAGAGAGAGCUUCACAACUUGUGUGAUCUGGACCCUGACAACAGACGGUUGUGUGUAGAGAGAGCUUCACAACUUGUGUCACCUGGACCCUGACAACAGAUGGUUGUGUGUAGAGAGAGUUUCACAACGUGUGUGACCUGGACCCUGACAACAGAUGGAUGUGUGUAGAGAGAGCUUCAUAACUUGUGUCACCUGGACCCUGACAACAGAUGGAUGUGUGUAGAGAGAGCUUCAUAACUUGUGUCACCUGGACCCUGAGAACAGAUGGUUGUGUGUAGAGAGAGCUUCACAACUUGUGUGUCCUGGACCCUGACAACAGACGGAUGUGUGUAGAGAGAGCUUCACAACUUGUGUGACCUGGACCCUGACAACAGAUGGUUGUGUGUAGAGAGAGCUUCACAACUUGUGUGACCUGGACCCUGACAACAGAUGGUUGUGUGUAGAGAGAGCUUCACAACUUGUGUCACCUGGAUCCUGACAACAGAUGGUUGUGUGUAGAGAGAGCUUCACAACUUGUGUGACCUGGACCCUGACAACAGAUGGUUGUGUGUAGAGAGAGCUUCACAGCUUGUGUCACCUGGACCCUGACAACAGAUGGUUGUGUGUAGAGAGAGCUUCACAACUUGUGUCACCUGGACCCUGACAACAGAUGGUUGUGUGUAGAGAGAGCUUCACAACUUGUGUGACCUGGACCCUGACAACAGAUGGUUGUGUGUGUAGAGAGAGAGCUUCACAACUUGUGUGACCUGGACCCUGACAACAGAUGGUUGUGUGUAGAGAGAGCUUCACAACUUGUGUGACCUGGACCCUGACAACAGAUGGUUGUGUGUGUAGAGAGAGAGCUUCACAACUUGUGUGACCUGGACCCUGACAACAGAUGGUUGUGUGUAGAGAGAGCUUCACAACUUGUGUGACCUGGACCCUGACAACAGAUGGUUGUGUGUAGAGAGAGUUUCACAACGUGUGUGACCUGGACCCUGACAACAGAUGGAUGUGUGUAGAGAGAGCUUCAUAACUUGUGUCACCUGGACCCUGACAACAGAUGGAUGUGUGUAGAGAGAGCUUCAUAACUUGUGUCACCUGGACCCUGAGAACAGAUGGAUGUGUGUAGAGAGAGCUUCAUAACUUGUGUCACCUGGACCCUGAGAACAGAUGGUUGUGUGUAGAGAGAGCUUCACAACUUGUGUGUCCUGGACCCUGACAACAGACGGAUGUGUGUAGAGAGAGCUUCACAACUUGUGUGACCUGGACCCUGACAACAGAUGGUUGUGUGUAGAGAGAGCUUCACAACUUGUGUGACCUGGAUCCUGAUAACAGACGGUUGCGUGUAGAGAGAGCUUCACAACUUGUGUCACCUGGACCCUGAUAACAGACGGUUGCGUGUAGAGAGAGCUUCACAACUUGUGUGACCUGGACCCUGACAACAGAUGGUUGUGUGUAGAGAGAGCUUCACAACUAGUGUCACCUGGACCCUGACAACAGAUUGUUGUGUGUAGAGAGAGCUUCACAGCUCGUGUGCCCUGGACCCUAACAACAGAUGGUUGUGUGUAGAGAGAGCUUCACAGCUUGUGUGACCCAGACCCUGACAACAGACGGUUGUGUGUAUAGAGAGCUUCACAGCUUGUGUGACCUGGACCCUGACAACAGAUGGCUGUGUGUGUGUAGAGAGAGCUUUACAACUUGUGUGACCUGGACCCUGAAAACAGAUGGUUGUGUGUAGAGAGAGCUUCACAACUUGUGUGACCUGGACCCUGACAACAGAUGGUUGUGUGUGUGUAGAGAGAGCUUUACAACUUGUGUGACCUGGACCCUGACAACAGAUGGUUGUGUGUAGAGAGAGCUUCACAGCUUGUGUGACCUGGACCCUGACAACAGAUGGUUGUGUGUGUAGAGAUAGAUUCACAACUUAAAGACACUGCAGUGUUUAAAUGUAUCUUUCCUACGAGUGUUUGGCGUGCUGCAAUAUAUGAACAGUGAACCUUUAAUUAUGCAGACCCCGUGAAUCCCUACCGCCCACUUUCCGCCCACUGGAAAUUAUACAUGUGUAUGAAGUGACAGUACUCAUUAACCGCUUAAUUAUGUUAGACGGACACAAUCAUCGGGAACUCGACCUUCCGGAUUAACGGAGUUUUACGUAUUGAUAAGGACAGGGACACGAGCGCACACCCCUCUAGCGACGUAAUGGCGUACACUGAAAAAAACGUCAUAGCCAUACAUAUACACAGAAUACCUGCUGUGAGUGGGUAGCCUAGAAACUUAUGCGUUCGCUUGUCAUGUCGAAGGGCCGGGUUCGAUUCCCAACAUCUACACAAUGUGUGAAGUCCUAUUUCUGGUGACCCCGCCGUGAUAGUAGCGGAUUUUAUCCAUAUCCUCUCACUCAAAGAAGGCCGACACAUAACUGUGUUUGUCCGGAAGAUGACGUCCUAAUAUUUCCUGUCAUAAUCAAUGACAUUAAUAUUUCCUGUUAUACUCAAUGACAUCAAUAUUUCCUGUUAUACUCAAUGACAUCAAUAUUUCCUGUACACUCAAUAACAUUAAUAUUUCCUGUACACUCAAUAACAUUAAUAUUUCCUGUUAUACUCAGUGACAUCAAUAUUUCCUGUUACACUCAGUGACAUCAAUAUUUCCUGUUACACUCAAUGACAUCAAUAUUUCCUGUUAUACUCAAUGACAUCAAUAUUUUCUGUUAUACUCAAUGACAUCAAUAAUUCCUGUACACUUAAUAACAUUAAUAUUUCCUGUUAUGCUCAAUAACAUUAAUAUUUCCUGUUAUACUCAAUGACAUUAAUAUUUCCUGUCAUACUCAAUGGCAUUAAUGUUUCCUGUUAUACACAAUGACAUCAAUAUUUCCUGUUACACUCAGUAACAUCAAUAUUUCCUGUUACACUCAGUGACAUCAAUAUUUCCUGUUACACUCAGUGACAUCAAUAUUUCCUGUUAUACACAAUGACAUCAAUAUUUCCUGUUACACUCAAUGACAUCGAUAAUUCCUGUUAUACUCAAUGACAUAAAUAUGUCCUGUUACACUCAAUGACAUCAAUAUUUCCUGUUAUACUCAAUGACAUUAAUAUUUCCUGUCAUACACAAUUACAUUAAUAUUUCCUGUCAUUCUCAAUGGCAUUAAUAUUUUCUUGUAUACACAAUUACAUUAAUCUUUCCUGUUAUACUCAAUGACAUUAAUAUUUCCUGUUAUACUCAAUGACAUUAAUAUUUCCUGUCAUACUCAAUGGCAUUAAUAUUUCCUGUUAUACACAAUGACAUCAAUAUUUCCUGUUACACUCAAUGACAUCAAUAUUUCCUGUUAUACUCAAUGACAUUAAUAUAUCCUGUUAUACUCAAUGACAUUAAUAUAUCCUGUUAUACACAAUGACAUCAAUAUUUCCUGUUAUACACAAUGACAUCAAUAUUACCUGUUAUACACAAUGACAUUAAUAUUUCCUGUUAUACUCAAUGACAUUAAUAUUUCCUGUCAUACACAAUGGCAUUAAUAUUUCCUGUUAUACACAAUGACAUUAAUAUUUCCUGUUAUACACAAUGACAUUAAUAUUUCCUGUUAUACCUAAUGACAUUAAUAUUUCCUGUUAUGCACAAUUACAUCAAAAUUUCCUGUUAUACUCAAUGACAUCAAUAUUUCCUGUUAUACACAAUGAUAUUAACAUUCGACCGAAAAUAUUGGUUGUUGUUCUGUUGUCUAACAACAUGUCGGCCUUGUUGUCAGGGAGCUAAUGACGCCAUCCAUUGUUUCAUUGUUACCGCAUCACAAAGUGACGUCAAUGCAGUGUAAAUGACGCUAUGUGUUAUACUAAUACUGUUGAAGUCAUGAAAUGGUAUUCUCGUAACUGAUAACAUUGAGUAUACCAGUAGCCGUGUUGCUAAAUACGUGUAUUACAGACCCGUGAAGAUCCGUGGUAGAAUAGGUCUUCAGCAACCAAUGCUUGUAAAAGGCGACUAUGCUUGUCGUAAGAGGCGACUAACGGGACAGGGUGAUCAGGUUCGCUGACUUGGUUGAAGCAUGUCAUCGUAUCUCAGUUGCGUAGACUGAUGCGCAUGAUGUCAUGGUCGAUGCCUUAUAUAGCUGAUGUUGCCAACCCCCUGAAUCCCGAAUACUGCUUAACACAAAUCUCAAAAGCAUUGAGAAAAGAGCACGAUUUGAAGUUCAUUUACUGCAAAAAAAUCGAAACAAUAAAUUAUUUAAAUUGUUUUACGUAC
Haliotis rufescens (red abalone) is the source of this 7871-nucleotide messenger RNA. Its product is annotated as monocarboxylate transporter 10-like. The transcript has 6 exons. Gene Ontology annotation, biological process: transmembrane transport. The coding region runs from base 1732 to 3339 and encodes 535 amino acids. Gene Ontology annotation, molecular function: monocarboxylic acid transmembrane transporter activity. The record is from RefSeq and is a predicted model, not a curated record. Lineage: Eukaryota; Metazoa; Mollusca; Gastropoda; Lepetellida; Haliotidae.